Molecule: messenger RNA, 1098 nt
Organism: Durio zibethinus
Lineage: Eukaryota; Viridiplantae; Streptophyta; Magnoliopsida; Malvales; Malvaceae
Source: RefSeq, a predicted model, not a curated record
ACGCUCAACAGAAGCUCAUUAUUUCUCUCUUCCAAGUUCCGACCCAUAAAGAAAGAAAACUUUGUUUGCUUCCUCUCAAGUAAAUCAUAGAAACUCUCAGAUUUAGCAUCUCAUCCAUCCAUGUCAACGACACCGAGGACAACGUCCGCCGUCGACGGCGGCGAUCGGCGUCAACCCAGCCGGCUUCAACGUCGUGCUCCGGCUUCCUUACAAAUUAAUCCGAUUUCGAGCUGGAACGUUGCGAUCCCACUCUUAUCACCGCUCGCUUCUUCCCCUCCAUCGAUUGAUCGGAGGACGACUGAGAAAAGGGAAGAACCACCGCGUCAAGAGCAGCAGCGACAAAGCCAGGCAACGGAGCCGGAGAAGCUUGUGUUUAAGAUGUGGCAGCAUCCAGCGGCGCCGUUUUGUUAUGAGCCGUCGCCGUUUGUGCCGUCUUUUGUGCCGGUUUAGAUGUAAAUGAAGAAGAAAGAAAAGUAGUUUAACUCUUAACGGCGUGCGUUGAGCGUGUUCUGAUUUAACGCACACGCGACUAAUUUUGUGUAAAAUUACAGAAAUGCCCAUCGAUAUGUUAAUAUUAUUACACUGUUAACUAAAGAUCGAUUUCCGAUACAGUUUACAUUUCCGAUCCAUUUCAUUUAUUUGAGAAAGUGUUUUCCAUUUUUACUGUUUGGGGAGUGAGAAAGUGAAUGAAAAUGAGAAAGUGAGAGUUAACAAACAAAAUUGACAAGUUCUUCAUUUCAAAGAAAGAAAAUAUAAGAGAAAUUAAGUGUUGAAAUGGUCAUGUUAUAGGUGCCGACUUGAUUUGUUUUUUGCGUUUAUUAUUAUGAUCUGCUGUGGUUUGAAUGGUCAACUUAGAAGAAAUGGGCAUCAUAAAAAAAAGAAAAAAGAAAAAAGAAAGAUAAAGUAAUGACAACGAGACGGAAAUUAGGAAGAUAUUGUUCUUAACAAUUAUGUAGAAAUCAUAUCUUAUGGACCAAAUAAUAUUUCAAUUGUUAUUGUUUGUCUCAUUGAUUUGGCAACUUGUACCUUUAUUUUAUUUAUUUAUUUAUAUCUUUUUAUGUAAUGACUUCCUCAAUGAAAUUUAUUUCCUUUGAUUUU